AGACACCGGGGUUAGCUUAGCUUUAUCCAUUACUCCCAAACCAAUAUAAAUAAAUGUAGCAUUUCAACUCUCGGUAAUUGAAAACAAAGGCACCACCCACAAGAGCUCACAAACAACAAAACAAGAGAGAGAGAAAGAGAAAGGAAGAAGCUUGUGAUCAAUGGCGUCAAGGAAGAGUUUUCUCUCCAAGCCCAGUCGUUACAUCUUUCCGACAACCUCCGACACCCAUUUGAGCCAAACCCAAGAGGGCAUGUUCGAGUUGGACGAGGCCGACUUGUGGAACCACCACUCCUCCGCCACGGAUCACGCCAAAAAGGGCUUACCCUCUUCGGGUUCGCGAUCUGUUCCGAAGAGAGGUUCGAGGAAUAACAGCAACAAGGUCGACGGAGGAGGAAGAGACAGAGUGCCGGCAGCGUCGUCAUUGCCCGUUAACAUACCCGAUUGGUCCAAGAUCUUGAAGGAGGACUACAAGGACCACAACCCCAGGUGGGAGAGUGAAGAUGAAGAUGAAGACGACAACUUUGGUGGUUGUGGUGAUGAACCAAACCAAGGGCAACAAGGGCUUAGGAAUAUUAGGGUACCCCCUCAUGAAUAUCUCGCCAGAACAAGAGGGGCUUCUCUGUCGGUGCAUGAAGGGAUUGGAAGGACUCUGAAAGGCAGGGAUUUGCGCAGUGUCAGAAAUGCCAUUUGGAAGAAAGUGGGCUUCGAAGAUUAAUCAUAGUUAGUGAUUAAUUAAUGGGUGUUAGAGUUAGGUUUCUUUCAUCUUUCAUCUAAUCAUAGUAUAUAUAUAUAGAGAGAGAGAGAGAAGAUAUGGAUCAGAUUCCAUAUUCUGCAGUAGUUUUUAUUUUUGGAAAAUUUUGGUUAAGGGCGAUAACCAUAACCAUAACUUACUUUAGUGACAGCUAGUUAAAGAUUGAAAAGAUCCAUAUGCUAGAUUGUUGGCGUGGAUGAAUGAAUGAUUUCAUGAUCAUAUAGGAAGGGACUUUUUUUUUUUUUUGGUUUUCUUCUUCUUAAUGUUGACUCGUAUUGUUGUAGAUGAUGAACCUCAUUUUAGGUGUGUACUGUUUUUGAAGAAGAGCCAGCACUUAUGAUGUUUUUUGCCAUAUUUAUGAAUAGUGUUUUUGGGUUUCGUGGAUUGA
Vigna unguiculata (cowpea) is the source of this 1139-nucleotide messenger RNA. RefSeq names its product protein S40-4 pseudogene. Lineage: Eukaryota; Viridiplantae; Streptophyta; Magnoliopsida; Fabales; Fabaceae. The record is from RefSeq and is a predicted model, not a curated record.